Molecule: messenger RNA, 648 nt
Organism: Bacillus rossius redtenbacheri
Lineage: Eukaryota; Metazoa; Arthropoda; Insecta; Phasmatodea; Bacillidae
Exons: 2
Coding region: 54-557 (167 amino acids)
Source: RefSeq, a predicted model, not a curated record
GGUAUAAAAGCGGCGCGCGCAGGCCGGGUCGCGCGGACGGGUCCGUCGACAAGAUGGCGCCGCCUGGGACCGCCGCCUGGCUGCCGCGCCUGCUGCUGUGCGCCGCGCUGCGCCUGCAUCCGGGCGCCGACGCGCACCCGUACCCGCAGAUGCUGCCUCCCAUGCCCGGGUACAUCCCAGUGUUCAUCCACCACGGCGACGCGCCGCCCGAAGACGCGCUCGCGUACGCGCAUCUCUUCCAGACGGCCGACCAGAACAUCCCGCCCUACGUGCCCUUCACGCGGCACGAGCUGGAUGACCGCCGGGACUGCCUCGCGACGCCGCCGCGUCAGCCGGAGGAGCAGGAGCAGCAGCAGGAGGAGCAGCAGCAGGAGGAGCAGCAGCAGGAGGAGCAGCAGCAGGAGGAGCAGCAUCAGGAGGAGCAGAAGCAGGAGGAGCAGCACCAGGAGGAGCAGAAGCAGGAGCAGCAGCAGCAGCCCAGCACCCCGCAAACGAGCCUUGACGCGGACACCACCCAGUGGGUGGCCGAUUAUCCCACCGACGCUCCUUCCACCUGAACCGCGUGAGGCUGUCUUUUGCUACGUGCACAGCCCCUGCAUCUAACCACCACGUUUAUUUAUUUAUUAAACAUAUUUUCUUCCAUCAAAA